AGUUCCAGUCGUUCACUGUCCGAUAACGAAAUGCGUACCCUCAUCCUUGUUGCUCUUGUUGCCCUGGUCGCUGUGGCCUCCGCCCAAGGUCCUGGAGGUCCUGGUGGUCCUGGAGGUCCAUGGGGCCGACGUGGUCCAGGUGGCCCAGGAGGUCGUGGUCCAGGUGGACCAGGAGGUCGUGGCCCGGGUGGUCCAGGAGGUCCAGGAGGUAGAGGUCCAGGCGGACCAGGAGGUCCAGGUGGUCCAGGAGGUCCAGGAGGUCCAGGAGGCCCAGGAGGCCCAGGAGGUCCAGGAGGUCCAGGACCUUGGAAACCACCAUGCAACCAAACUACCACCACAGCGGCCCCCACCAGCACUUCAUCCACAGCUUCCUCCACCACAGUGUCUUCUACCACGGUGUCCUCCACAGAAUCCUCCACGGUGUCCUCCACGGAAUCCUCCACGGAAGCCUCAACAGCUUCUUCCACGCAAUAAUAAUUCAAUUGAAAUGUUCACGUUUGAAGUUUGUCUUUUGUGAACAAUAAAGAUUGAUUUUUGUGCAUAUGAAA
Drosophila rhopaloa is the source of this 548-nucleotide messenger RNA. RefSeq names its product S-antigen protein. The transcript has a single exon. Lineage: Eukaryota; Metazoa; Arthropoda; Insecta; Diptera; Drosophilidae. The record is from RefSeq and is a predicted model, not a curated record. The coding region runs from base 31 to 474 and encodes 147 amino acids.